Molecule: messenger RNA, 7168 nt
Organism: Plectropomus leopardus (leopard coralgrouper)
Lineage: Eukaryota; Metazoa; Chordata; Actinopteri; Perciformes; Serranidae
Source: RefSeq, a predicted model, not a curated record
CCUUUAAUAUGUCUGUGCUCAGGGGCCGAUUGUCUAAUAAUCCGCCCAUGGUUUUCGAUGCUGCAGCUACUCUGCAAAGCAUCCCACACUGGUCAACCUAAAAAAAACGUCAGCACGUCCUUACGUGCCCUGCUCAAGUGGAGAUGUUGCGUUUAAAUGCUCCACGGACACAGUCAGCUCUUGGCGGAAUUUCACAAUAAUACAUGUUAACUGUGAUUUACUUUCCAUUUAGCCAGUAAAAAUACGAUUUAACAAAUAUAUUAUAAAAAUGGUAACAAAAUGGUGAAGGCUGGUGAAAAUGUAAAAACACUUGCUCGUGCUUUGUAAGGGGAUUAAUGGAAAUUCCUGCAGCACAUGAAGGCAACGUUAUUUAUUUUUUUGCGUAUGUGGUCUCCCUGUGCAAACGAUGAAGAAAACAUGGUGAUGUUAUGAGUUUGGGGACGAUGCAAACCUUCUUGGAGACAGUGCAGCCGGACAAACCCUCUGGUCGCACCUCCUCACGCCCUCGGUGUGUUGCAAUUGAACGAUGCACGCUGCAGUUUCUGGAUCCGGCUGGUGCUGUAUGAUGAGAAAGGAGAUCGAGAAUAACGGAGCACAGCUGACAGCAGGCGGGUCUACCGACAACACACGGUCGCAUGUAAUGUGUCAGAGUCUUGUGUGGUCGCAAAGCUAACCGCAAAGCUGCAGCAGAAAGGCGGUCAGACAGCGGAAAGCAGGUGGGCCAGAGAUGGGAAAUGACUCCGCACUGCUCCACAUCCCGCCCGAGCGAAGGAGGGUAGCCCUGCAGGGAAAACAUCCUCGGGGAGAAAACAGUGUUUGGUAAACGCUGUUUUGACACCUUUUUACGACAGAGCAUCCGACUCCCGAGCGGUGCUAGCUUGUGUUGCCGUGUUGAUAUUUGUGUCCCAUCACUUUGCAGACAUGUCCUUCACAAUGGAGGAUAAUUUGGAGUCGGGCUGGGUAGCCGUCCGCCCCAAUGCGUUUGAGGAGAAGGAGAAGCAUAAAUUUGUGUUUAUCGUGGCCUGGAAUGAAGUGGAGGGUAAAUUUGCCAUUACGUGUCACAACAGGACGGUGCAGAGGAGAAGCUUUGGCAGGGACCCACCGGCGGAGGCGACUGCACAGGAAGGGGACAAAACAAAAUGGCUCGAAAGUCCCGUCAGAGAUAAAGUGUCCAGGAGCCCGAGCAGAGGAGCCAAGGAGGCUUUGGUGAGAGGCUGCAGCCCGAAGAAGGCAACAAAACCGAGCCCUGUUAAAAUUCAGUCUCCUGUUAGUCCUGAUACAGAGGUGUUGAAAUCACUAAGAGAGGACCCUCUGUCCCCGUCACUGGACAGCUUGGACCUGGAGGAGCUGGACAGUCUGAGCAGGGAGGACUGCAGCUGGGCCGGACUCUUCUCCUUCCAGGACCUCCGCUCCAUCCACCAGCAGCUGUGCUCGGUGAACUCGGACCUGGAGCCCUGCCUCCCGGUGUUCCCGGAGGAGCCCGCCGGGAUGUGGACGGUGCUGUUCGGCCCGGCGGAAGUCCCCGAGACCGAGAUGGACGAGCUCUGCUACAGUUUACAGAGGUACCUGGGCCACGCGCUCGAUACGUGCGGAUGGAAGAUCCUCUCGCAGGUGCUGUUCACUGAAAACGAUGACCCGGAUGAGUACUAUGAGAGUCUGAGUGAGCUGAGGCAGUCCGGGUACGAGGAGGCGCUCAACCGUGCAACCAAACAUCUGCAAGAGCUGCUGGAUAAGCACAAGACCAUGGACAGUAUGGUGGAGCUGUUGGAGCUGUAUGAGGAGGAAGACGAGGUCUACGGAGGCCUGCUGGAGGCCUCCACACAGCUGUACCAGUACCUGCUGCAGCCCUUCAGAGACAUGAGGGAACUAGCAAUGCUACGCAGACAGCAGAUCAAGAUUUCCAUGGAGAAUGACUACUUGGGCUAUUAGAUCCAAAAGCAGAUAAGAGAGUGGCUGCAAGUGCAAACUGGAAUGAAAGAAGCUGUAGUGUCCAAAUAACACAUCACUUUGAACUGUGUGGAAAUAUCACUCAGCCCCUGUGCACUGCCUUCUGUUGAUCGUGUAUGUGUAGGGGUGUAUGAGCGUAUGAAGGUGGACCAGCGCAAGUUUGGUAAGUCUUCAUGGACCGCUGCGGUGGAGCGCAUGGAAAGACUCCGCUACUCUGUCGCCAAGGAAACUCUACAGCUCCAGAGAGCCAGGGAGAUCUGUCUGGAGCAGAGGAAACACACACUUCGAGAGGAGAUGCAGAGUCUGUGUAGCAGUGAGGAUGCCAUGGCCCUCUUAGACCACAUGGAGACACAGUACUAUGAGCUCCAGCUCCAACUGUACGACAUCCAGGCUGAGAUACUACAGUGUGAAGAGCUGCUCCUCACUGCUCAACUAGACAGCAUUCGCAGACAGAUGUCAGAGCGCCGGGAUGAGGUGGUGUACUAUGACACCUUUGAAAGUGCAGAUGAUAUGAAAGGGGACGAUACUGCUGAGAGGGAAGAGCUGGGCCGACUUCAGGUCAGCGCUCGACAGCUGGAGGCUAGAAGGGGCCGCAUCACUGCCAAGCGCUCCUAUCUGAGGAACAAAAGGGAGAUCUGUGUAUCCAGCCACACUCAGAAACAGCUAAAACGUCAAAGCAUCCACAAGGACUCUAUAUCCCACCAGGUCUUACAGCUGAAAAAUGAAGAACAGGAAGACGAGGAGAGGAAGAGCAGCAGAGUUAGUCAGGAGAGACAGAGAACUCUGGACAGGUUACGCACUUUCAAACAGCGGUACCCAGGUCAGGUGAUUCUGAAGUCCACUCGACUACGCGUGUCCCACACCAGAAGAAGAGAGCGUGGAAGGAGCAUGGAGAUGUACAGCGUCAGUGAGAGAGAGGAGCGAGUGGACAGUGUCCAGACGCAGGGACAGCCGCUGUGUCUCAGUACCAGUGUGCAGACGGACCCCAGCUCCACGCUCACCACUCAGCCCGUUACGGUCCUCACCGCGUCCCUUCCUCCUCUACCUGUGCCCAGUCCUGCAGACUCCUCCUGCUCACCCUGCUCCCUGUCCUCACUGCUAGCAUCCCCUAUGUCUCCUCCUCCUCCACCUCCCCCUCCACCUCCUCUGCCGAUAAAGGAGGAGGUGUCGCCCUCUGGGAGCCCUGGUCGGCACGGGCAGAAGAUUGAUGGGAAGAAUACAGCAGAAGAGCUCUCCCUCUCCCCACUUGGUCCGUUUAUCCCUCGCUUCUUUGACAGUAGCCAACUGGUGAGCGCCCGCAAAAAGCUGAGGAAGACUCCAGAGUUUGACUCCCACAGCAGAAGAGUGAGCUCGCCCAUGGACGAGGUGCUAGCCUCCCUGAAGAGAGGCAGCUUCCACCUGAGGAAGGUCGACCAACGGUCUCUGCCACCUUCGACGGGCGAUGAUGACCCCAACAGCAUCCUGGCUCAGAUUCGCAAGGGGGUCAAACUGAGGCGUGUCCCUAGGAAAGAGAGAAAGGAUCAGGGAGAGCUCCCAGCUUCCACGGACCCCCUGACGAGGAGCAUCCACGAGGCGCUUCGCCGCAUAAAGGAGGCCUCGCCGGAGUCUGACUCCGAUGACGACGGGCUGGCCGGCCAUGAAUGGGAAAGCUAGAGGCUCAUCAAAUAAUACGCACACAGAUGCCUGCAUUAUCUGGCACUGCAUGCACUGUACUGUACUGUAAAGUGCUGCGUCGUACUGCACACUCACACGCACAAACACUCAUUCACUCAUAGGCAAGCACACACAGUCACACGUGUACCUAGUGACUACGCCGGAGCUUGAGUUAUUGCAAAUAUCACCAACUCACCAAAUGCUCCAAAGUCCUGAUGGUCAACCUGCUCAUUCAUUUUUCACACUACAUUCACCAUCAUCAAGGAAGUGGUUUGUGUUUUUAUUUGUACUGUAUGUUUCUGUGGUUUUAUUCCUGUAAUCAGAUUUAAAUGUUAAAAAGCUCUGCACUGGCCUUAUGCGGCUGCAUUAAACAUUCAGAAACAGCACACAUUUUACACCAACACACUGCACUGACUGAAAACUGAAAACCUCAUACGGAGAGCUAUUGGUGCUGUGAGGUCUGUGACUUUUUUUGCCCCCAAAGCAUUAGAAAAGACAAACUGUAACACAAAUAUGUAAUGGGUAUGGCUGAUCAUUUGGGAUCACGUGGGGAAAAGCACGAGAUCCCACAGAGAUUUGAACUGGAUAUACCGUCCAGAUUGUGCGCCAUUACACCAUCACCCCUGCUGACGCUCUCUAUUUUCACUCCACCAGUGUACUAUGACUGAGCCACACGAUGCUGCACAGCUGGUUUUGUCCCGUCACAUGCGGCUGCGCUAGUGUCAGACAGUAUAAAGACCACCGCUCUUCUAAUCUGACGCUGCACAAAGACUGUAAAUCCUUCAGUCUGUCACACCAGAUCCGCGCCCCUCCCCCGCUCUUGUCCUCCUCCGACCUUCACCUCCCCCAGCUCUCACCCCCUCUCCGGGUGAGGGAAUAUGUAUCGACCCAUCUGUUCGACCGCAGCAUAUGGCCGAGCUGGUGGGAGAUGCAGAGAGUCACAGUAGGUUUAUCAUUUGAUGCCACAUCUAACAACAUCUCUGAGCAGAAGCUGGUCAGCCAGAGAGGGAGAGGAUGAGAUGAAGGGUCACCUGCAGAGCUGCGGAGUGUCUUUAGCGGUCACGGUUUGUGUCAGUAAGCUUUGUAAAGUGUGGGCUCAGUUGGUUGGUGAUAACUGAACUUCGUAUGUGGGAUAGACGCGGCAGAGAUGCGCUCGUUUGAAUGAUGGAUGGUUUGUGGGAGGCUCGGUUCUCUCAGCGCCGUAGGGAGUCACUGUGGGCUGAGGAGCGGGCGGUCGUGAUGGAUGCGGUUUCUGCUGCCAUCUUAUUCGCUUUCUCUCCUCUCCUCUGUUGCAUCUUUCCUAAUUUCUUUCUCUGCGCUCAGUGGGCAGAAGCGCGCAGUAGGAGGCCUGUUACUCACAGAGCUGGAAGAGAAAACGUGCCCGCGCACACACGGACCCGCGCGCUGAGCUAAUAGCAGACACGUGCCGAAACAUUUUAAGUGGUAAAGUGAGCCCACAGCCGCUUUUCAAGAAAUGGUUUCAGCACUUUCAUGAUACAUAGCACUUAUUCUAAAAUCACUUUAUCUGUACAGAAAUUCCUUUUUUUUUUAUCACUGGCGAAACGUUAUAUCUGUAGUAAGUUUAAAAGCACUGAAGGACAUGUGGAGCUGGACCUACAGAGGUGUGAUGGAAGGGGCGGCACGAUGCUUAGCAGCAGAGGAAUCACAUACAUGUUAACAUAAAGCUAAAGAUGUGAAUUCAUAAACUAAGGUCUGAGUCUGUAACAGCCUCAGCGUGCACUGGCUUAAACAGCUUUGAUGCAAAGAUUUUUCUCUUGUUCUCGUGAUGAGAGCCAUCCACAGAUUUAUCAUGAAGCAGGCACCAAUGCAGAAAGCAUAAGAAUGGAAGUAUAUGUUACAUUAUACAGCUUGAAAAUAGCUCAGUGCAACAAGAGAGUUUAGUAUUUUCCCCGCCGAGUAAACCUGAGGCACUUUUACACGUCUUCUGUCACUGUCAGCACAUGGUACCAUGUCCAUGGUACCCUCAUCAUGUAGCAUGAGACAGAGCUCUAGCCCUGACCUGAUGUUUAACCUAAAGGAAUAGCCACAAAAUGAUAAUUUGUGUAUCAACUACUCACCAUGUGUUAUGUUUAAUUUGUAAAAAAAAAAAACAAACAAAAAAACGUUAUGAGCAAAGAAUCCAAAAACAGGAAAUUCUUGAAGUAAAAGUGGUCCUCUUUAAACAACAGCAGAACUAUAUGAAAAUGUCAGUUACUCAUACUCAAUUAGCAGUAUAAUCCUAGUCUCAUUUAUCCAGUCUUAUACCCAGUAAUUCUAAAACAGACAGCCUUUUCUGAUGGGGAACUGAUCUACAAGUGAAAUUUAACUAUGCUCUCAUCAGAGCCAAACUUUAUUGACGAAACAGUAAUUUUACAUCACUGAACAGGGGAGCUGUUGGCUUACCUCUGCCUCGAUUUGUAGUUUGUGUUAUUGUGUGACUUUUUUUUUAAAGAUUAGUUUUAACAAACCAAAGUCACACAGUAACACUCACUAACUAACUGAUAGAGGCAGUGGCAGACCAGCAGCUCCCAUGUUCAGCAAGGUAAAAUUAUUGUUUUUGUCUAUGGAGUUUGGCUUUUAAGAGAGACAAGUUUCACUUUUAGUUCAGUUCCCCAAAGGAAAAAGCGAUCUGUUUGGGAAGUACUGAGUAUACAACUGGAUAAAUGAGAUUUGGAUUAUACUGUAUGUGAUGUGUUAGAGUUUGUAAACAGAUGUUUUCCUGAUGGACCCCUUUUACUCCAAUUAAUGAAGAAUUUUCUCUGUUUUUGGAUUCUUCGUUCACUGUGGAGGCAUGCAAGAAACGCCUAGUUUUCUUCACAUAUUCAGUUGUAAGACAGGAUGAGUCACCGAUACAAUGAUUAUUUUGUAGUAUUCCUUUAAACUUAACCCAGACCUUACCUGACUUGAUGUCACUAUAACUGACCAGAGUAAAGUUUCCCAAAAAAUUGUUUGUGCUAAGGUUCAUGUUGCCCCGCUACAAAAAUGAUCUAUAGUGAUUUCAAAUCUUUUGGGAAACUGAGCUCAGAAUGUGACACCUUUGCCAUCAAUCAGCCAUCUAUCACCUUACUGACCUUUGGGACACACUGUCAUGUGAUUUACACUGAUCCUUAUCUAUAAAUAACCUUAACACAGCUUGUUUGUUAGCUCACUGUAAUUUUUUGUUGCAUUCCAUUAUCUGUAUCCUGUUUUUUUUUCUCCAAAGCAUUUCCAGCCAAAACGUUUGUGAUGUCUUUGCUUCUAAACAUUUUCUUACGUAGACCUGUUAUCCACACAGGCUGACAUGACCCGCUGUCUGAACAAUCCAGUCAGACACAUGAAAAGUGCAAUAUCAAAACAGAGAAAUACAAGAAAAGGGAUGAAACAAGUAAAUGGGUGAUAAUGAGUUCAGAUUGAUUGCCUAAAACAGUGGACUUAUUAAACGUUGCAGUUGUUUUUACACAGUAGUGUAAUGAGCAUACUGUUCCAAGAAUACCUUUUUGCCUUUAGUCCUACCAUUUUCAUUUAUUCAAACCUUUUUUUUUUAUUUACAACCUUGCCCCUGCAUUUGAAUAAAACCUUGUGAAGCAAA